This is a messenger RNA of Geodia barretti, 6182 nucleotides long. NCBI's taxonomy places the organism in Eukaryota, Metazoa, Porifera, Demospongiae, Tetractinellida, Geodiidae. The record is from the annotation of a GenBank genome assembly.
GCGCACUAUUUACCGUCAUUGACCUUGACCUCUUCGUCGUCUCGUGGAAAGAAGCCCAGCAUGGCCAGUCGCAGAGAAAAGGAACUGCGGAGGCGCCCGGUGCGCGGCGGGGAGGAGGUUCCCGCGGUCGAGAGAGAGGUGGAGAUAUCCGAAAUAGCGGAGGAUGAGGAUGAAGAAAGCUACGCGGACGACCCGCUCGUUCUGAAGGGCUCAAGAAGGCCGGCAGAACCGCCGAAGGAACCCGCUAAAGACUACUGGGGAGUUGACGAUGACGGUAACUGGGGCAGUAAGAGCGGGAAUUCGGGACGUCCUGUUGAGCCACAGGAGCACCGGAUAAGUCGCAUCAUGCAACGGGGCGCCCUGGAAAGUGCAGUGGCAUUACUGGUCCACCUAGCAGGGUUGGGGUUCUACGUAUAUGUUCACUGGUUGCAGUUUGCCUUUUUCUUUUUGGCUUUUCUCCGUGACAUCAUGCCAGAUUCUUACAUCAGACAAUUGCUGACAAAGUUCUGCGACUUUGUAUUUACAACAGUCAUCUUUCCUCUUGCAAUGUUUGUAGCGGUGGGAUUCUGGGGGAUAUAUGCCAUCGACCGAGAGAUGAUUUAUCCUUUUCGGCUGGAGGAGUACAACCCUGCAAUACUCAACCACUUUUGGCACACUACGAUAGUUGUGGCCGUGUUAGUCGAGCUUCUGCUAGUGUUCCAUCGUUUCCCGACCACCCGGAACGCAGUGGCCAUGAUUUUCUCUUACUCUACUGCCUACAUUGUCUGGAUAGUUGUGAUUGUGUCUGUCGCUGAUUACUGGGUGUACCCCUUCCUGAAGGUGAUGCCUCCUCCGCUCAUAUCCGUCUUCUUUGCUGCCUGUUUCUUUGCCACCCUCGGCAUCUACUUCCUGGGCCAGCUGGUGGGGCACUGGAGGUGGCGAGCUAGCCUCGCACACGCACGUACGGCUGGCUGGCUCGUUGGACGGUGGAAUCGGCUGGCCGUCCGUAUAGCUGCAGCCAUGUCGCUGGGAGAUUUCAGCCAGUAUGCAGAGGAUCAUGCCCGUAUCUUCGUCUACGUGAUGGCACUGGGCGAGACGAGUGGAGCGCUCUACGGAGCCAUAGUGGAUUCCCUGCAGGAAUACCCGCCCGUCCGUCUACGAGGGAGUCUCAGCAACUCGUUCGUGUUUGUCCGGCUCGCCAACCGUCUCCCUCGCUGGGCGCGCGACGGGCAGCGCUGGCAGCAGUUCCAACCCUACAAGAAAGUGGCGGGUCUCCUCGCUAUUACCCAGGUCCACGACGCAGACGAUCUAGAGACAGCGGCAGAUAGUUUCACAUCUGUGUCUAAGCGUUUCAAGAGCACCUUAGCGGCCACCAAGUGCGUCGUGUUCGCCUCAGAGGAAGACCUUGAGGGCGCCACUCUACCGGACAACUUCACCCGCGUCGAAUUCGACAACUCGCGUAGCUUCACGAAACCAGAGGUUCAACUGAAUGCGACUGCUCUCAACAACAUAGUGGCAGAGCUAGUUGUAAGCGUGGCAGAGACAGUACUGAGGAGUAUAAAAGGUUUGAGAGACCGGCUGGAGACAGGGGGAAAGAUGGACGUUUUGAUGUCGCCGCUCGACGGGAGAGAAGGGGAGAAUGACGACGAAACGAAACUAUCAAGAACUCAGAAAAUGGGUCGGAUCCACAAACACAUGGCAGACCUGUAUCUCCUCACCGGACAGCUCCAGCCGGCGUGUGACAACUUCUGCCACGCCCUCUCCCUCCUCUCUCGCGACCCCCUGUGGGAGGGGUCGGCUAACGAGGGUCUCGGGGCCACUCUCAUCAUGAAGAAGAAGCACGACGACAUCCGACAGGGGAUAAAGACAGCGGACCUCUCAAUCCCGUCAAACGUGUUUGGAUUCCUGAAAGUCUCGCAGAGAAUUUUGAAACCACGAGACCCGUCUCGUAAGAGGGCUCCCACUGACUUGACUCCAACCACCGCUAGUUCGGGGGGACAAGGAGGAACAAUGGCCAACGGAAAGUCUUCUUCCUCCUUCCACGGUCGCAGACCUCGUAGCCCUCUCCCUGACGCACAGGAGGACUCUCUGGACAGUAUUGAAGAGGGCGGAGUCAAGACCGAGGCAGACGACGAAGAAACGAGAAAACUGCUGCAGAAAGAUCUCGUGGUUGACAGAUUCACACGGGCAGAACUACACUACAGAAAGGCUGGAGCGAAUGGAGGAGUUCCAAGAAUAGAACUGCUUUUUAAGUUUGCUCGCUAUCUGGUCUCCCAAGACCGACACAAGGCGGCAACUGAAAUACUGCAGAAGAUAUUCUGGACUUCGGGAUUCAUUGACGAAAAAGAUAAGACCACCCUCUACCAGGCAAUGGCGAAGGUGUUUGAAUCAAUGGGCUACCACCGUAAGUCCAGCCUUCUCCUCUACUGGGCUGCCAGACACGCCACCUCACUCGCUGUCAGGCUGCAGGAUUACUACGAGGCCCACACUCUAUUAGCGCAAAGUCUCCCUGGUUACAAGCUGUCGAUAGCACCUGCCAACAGUGUCGUCGAGGCAACGAACUCUGAACCCUGCGGGUGGCCCCUCCUCCAGGCCAGACUAAUGAAGGAGUUGGUUUAUCUCACUCAGCAUACUGACCAAAACAGCCUCCUCAUCCAACUCACCAGAAAUCUGUCGAGCGAUAAUCUCAUUUCUCCGCUGCCACUGUCGGAGUUUCCACAGAUCUGUACGUUUCGUCCAAAACAGUUUCCGCAACAUCUGAGGCCCCACAAGACACCUGGAUCAAGCACCAGUAAAGGACCGUUCAUAGUAUCACAGUUAGGUCACUGGAAGAAGGAACAGAGACCAGAGUUUCUUUGGGUCGUCAAUGAUUCCGGAGAGAUCUCAAUGGACAUCACUAAUCCUCUGGAGUUUGAGCUCCGCAAACUAUUGUGGGAGGGGGUCCCCAUCACGGCGUGUCCAUCCUCCCUCUCCCUCCCGGCCAGAGAGAAACAAGACUUCACACUUACCGCUCUGCCACAAGAACCCGGUCGACUAGAGCUUACUGGUGCGCUGAAAUUUGCUCUCAACUGCUACGAACACACGGUGUUUGGCAUUCGCAGCAAGUGCAGCGUGAGAGUGGCGGGGAAUCCCCUCAUUCGAGUCGUCCCGUCUCUCCCCCAGCUCCGAGUCCACGUCCUGCCCCAGUUCCAUACCGCGGAACGGAAUCGGGACAGUAGCGGAUCGGGCAGCAUUGAAAGCGGGACGUCCCCAAUGAGGAGAGGAGAUGCCCAGAGAAGUAGCGUCGGUCCCCGCAUCGAGAUUGAUAUGACCGACGGAGAAUGCUGUGAGGUGGAGUUUCGGAUGAUGUGUCAGAAGGACACCCCAGUUGAGUCUCUCUCUCUCGGUGUUGAAACCUCCCCUGGCAACCGUACGUCAUACAAUGUUUCUCUCCUCUCUCUCUCUCUCUCUCUCUCUCUCUCUGUGUUGAAACCUCCACUGCACCAUACGUCAUACAAUGUCGGCUCGCCGCUCUCGCUCUCUCGCCUCUCUCUCUCUCUCUCUCUCUCUCUCGUUCGCUCUGUGUUGAAACCUCCACUGGCAACCAUACGUCAUACAAUGUCGCUCUCCUCUCUCUCUCGUCUCUCUCUCUCUCUCGGUGUUGAAACCUCCACUGGCAACCCUCUCGCUCUCUCUGUGAGUGAAUUCGUCACUGCCACCGCUAAUCACAAACCGGAGGAAUUGUGCCUCAUUACAUGCCCACCACCGGAAGUCGUCAACAGCCUCGUCCCCUUCGGUCGAAAAGAAUGUCGAACGUUUGUCGUCAACGUCAAAGCAAAAUUUCCGACGUACUACCGCGUUAAAAAUGAUUUCGUGUCGACGCUCUCUAAACAGCAGCCGUGUAUUGAUCAGACACAGACCAACAUCGUCGAAGACGGAGGUAUUUUCUUGGCAAAGAAACUCCCCGAGUCUAGAGUGGCCAGUCCGUUUCGGUCAACAGCGAUAAAGAAGGCUAGCGGAUCUUCUGCUUCUGUUGCUAAGCGAUCGUUGCUAGAGCAACCGGCGAGGCAUGUACACGGAUUGGACUCGUCUCUUCCGUCGCCUACACUGGUCGACUCGCUCAAUAUCGACGUCCCCGUGCGAACGUCGUCCGAUAUCUCCUACCCUUCGUCUUCUGAUUCUCUCUCCGUUCCCGGGAUCAGUCCCCUCACGCGGAAGAAGGGGCGUGACAGGGGCGUGGCUCGUACGGGGAGCACGCGCUCCACCCACAACCGGAAGCUGGCAAAGUACGACGAGUGGGACUUCAACCAGUAUGACGACUUGAAGCGAGCGUCGAUUCGAUCGGAUCCCGGCGAUCGCAAGAGGGAAGGAAGUGGGGUUUUGACUCGCUCUCCCGUCAGUUCCGGCGGAUCAACGCCGCUACUGAAAUCUCCGAGUCUCGCCAGUCGAACGAGUAGUUUAGCAGGCGACGGUGAACUUUCGCCUUCUGGCGUCAGUUGCGACAGUGCCGCGUUUGUGUACGAACACUCGAGUCUGCCGCGACCUUCCCGGGGGUCGCCAAAAUCGCCCGGCCACCGACCCCCCGUAGUCCGCAAGGGGGGCUCAGGGAUAAACAAAAACAACAUAUCUCUCCCUUCACAACUACGUCACAACACUCUGGCCAUCCUCCCGACCGAGGUUGCAGUGACCGCACGGUUUACUCUGAAUUACUCCGGGGGAGACGGGUGUAAAGCGGGGUACCACAGACAGAUGGAGUCCUCCGUGAAGGUCAGGGUUCACCCCAGCCUGUAUUUUGACGACUUUGGCAUUUCUGCUUAUCCUGGAAAAAUGGACAUGUUUUGCCUCUCGUUUUACGUUCACAACAAGUCUACUCGUGUUCUGUACGUCACAUGUAGUCACAAUAGUGGGGAAGAAGGGAGCCCAGAGCAGAUUAACCUCAGACUACUGCCGAAGCAAAAACACAAGGUUUACUUGUCUCUACGACGAUUCAGCCUCCCACUAGACUUGGAAAACUCGGCAAAGGAGUCAAAGGUAGCCCAGUUAUACAGUGACCACCUGGCAAGACUGGUGACAGUGCAGUGGGAGCAGGAGGGAGACGGAGGGAGAAGUGGAGUCAGCAGUCUCGAGAGCAUCAGACUUCCCUCUUCUCUACUCAACCUCAUUCAGCCCAUACCCCUCCUCAUUGAUCUGGAGGUAAACGGCCAGGAAUUAGCUACUGGGAGAGAUAUUACUCAGGAGUGCAGUGUUGGGACUCCAGUCAACGUGAAACUAACUCUCACCAACAAUACCAAUUGUAUUAUAUCUCCGUCUUGGUUGUUGGUGGACGCGUGUGAAUUCCUGGGUCAUCGGAUCAGCCACGAGUUGACUGGGAGGAUGAUAAAUAGCGGGAACCUUCUACAGAGGACUCCGCAGUUGGAUCCAGGUCAAACCUACAACCACCAGCUAUCGUUUGUCUUCUUCUACAAAGGCCACUACCAGGUGGAGUUCAAGGCCUACGUUCUUUCCACUCUGUCUCCACCGCAGAACCAGCAACACCGACACGUCAGCAGUCCACCCUUUUCUUCCUCUUCCUCCUCCUCUCCCUCUCUCCCGUUACGUACGACAGAAGAAACGGACGGCGGGAAAACCUCAAGGUCGUACAUCGAACAGAGGGUUACUAGCCCCAUCUUGACAAGCUGCCCUAAAAGCCCUACACAGAACGGAGAAUCACUGCUAGAGUACUGUGGAAAAUUCGGGGGACCCGUGUUUGCCCCCCUAAAAAUCACCCCCUGUCCGUUUAGAUGUAAAUUGGUUCCUUUGCCCGCGGAAGAUGUAACGAGCGCAGCAUUGACGUCCUCAUCACAAGCAAGAACAGAUAAACUUCUCCCAAUUUCGGAAGCCGGGGAAAUUGUGAAAAAAGAGGCACGCCUAUCACAUCAAGAAUCGCCGAGUUUGCUAGCAAAGAAAGAGCAGAUUUCUUUGGCAGCAAGUAGCCCUGGACUGGUGCGGAGAGAAAGAGGGACUAGAAGACACUUGAAUAGCUAUAGCUCCAUGCACAAGCGGUUGUCACACCUGUGCAAACGGCAAGUAUCGGGGCCCGUUCUCUCACUCCAGGUAGUCGAAUCGCGCACUUCGCGACAUCGCUCGUGAAAGAUCCUAGAUUUCCUUAUCACAUUAUGUCAUUUCCUUUCAUCAGUAUUCCGUUCGUUGUUUGUACGUGUGUUCAAAAGAUGCUUUUUAACAAU